Messenger RNA from Homalodisca vitripennis (glassy-winged sharpshooter), 1050 nucleotides. RefSeq lists its product as uncharacterized. Lineage: Eukaryota; Metazoa; Arthropoda; Insecta; Hemiptera; Cicadellidae. The transcript has a single exon. The record is from RefSeq and is a predicted model, not a curated record. Bases 121 to 1050 code for a protein of 309 amino acids.
UUUUGAACUAUUUUGUUCCUCCGUGUCUAUUCUUAACCUCCUUAUUUGACAGAUUGGUAUUACUCCGCGGCUUUCUCUAAUGAAGAAGGGACGCCAUUGUGAACUAGUUCAGUAGUGGUAAUGGCACACCUUUGUGUUGGAUGUUCGUUAUCUUACGUGGAAGCAAUUCGUAAAGACGAGUAUGGAGUUUUGCAAUUUUAUGUAAACCACGGGGCUUACAACCGGACUAGGCGUUGUGGUAAUAGGAAGUGUGGCAACGAACUCGUUGUUAACGAAUUUGGGGACUUCUUCUUUCGGUGUGGAAAGUACUACACACCGAAACGAAAGAAAAUUAAGUGCCGGUUUACUGCCAGUGCGAAAAAGGGGACUUUCUUUGAAAACGCCCAUUUACCAUUGACGGACAUUUUUUAUGUUGUUGCAUCAAUAUUGUGUCUAGUGCCGCCGCGACAAGAUUAUCUGGAAAAGAACUUUAAUAUUAGUUCUAAAACAGCUGUUGACUGGUAUUCGUUUUGUCGCGAAGUAUUUGUUGACCAUGUGGCCAAUAAUGAUGUAACUUUAGGUGGAGUUGGCCACAUUGUGGAAAUUGACGAGGCCAAAUUUGGUAAACGGAAAUAUAAUAGAGGAAGACUUAUUGAAGGGCAGUGGGUGUUUGGUGGUAUAGACCAUACCACACAUGAAACAUUUUUAGUGCCGGUAGAGAAAAGGGACAAGGAAACUCUCUUAAAGAUCAUAAAAGAAAAAAUUGUACCGGGAAGUACAAUUAUUAGUGAUUGUUGGCGUGCGUACGACUGCUUAGAGGACGAGGGGUUUGUGCAUGAGACAGUCAACCACUCAAAGGAGUUUGUGGACCCACGCACUCACGCCCACACAAAUACCAUCGAGCAGACGUGGAGAAGUGUAAAAGAUAAAAUUCCGCGUUACGGCAGGAAAAAAACUCAUUUUGUGGGGUAUUUGGGUGAAUACCUUUUUAAGGCGAAAUACCCAAACCUCAAUGAGCGGAUCCACCAUUUCUGGGUUGCGGCUGCAAAACUGUACCCACCUGAACAUUAA